Messenger RNA from Hordeum vulgare subsp. vulgare (domesticated barley), 2550 nucleotides. Its product is annotated as putative cysteine-rich receptor-like protein kinase 20. Gene Ontology annotation, molecular function: metal ion binding; protein kinase activity; ATP binding. NCBI's taxonomy places the organism in Eukaryota, Viridiplantae, Streptophyta, Magnoliopsida, Poales, Poaceae. The transcript is spliced from 12 exons. The coding region runs from base 106 to 2190 and encodes 694 amino acids. The record is from RefSeq and is a predicted model, not a curated record. Gene Ontology annotation, biological process: protein phosphorylation.
AGUCGAGCAGGAUUUGGGUGUCCAUGCGGCCGACUCGAUCAGAUCUAUUUUGCCUUCCACUUUCCUCUCUCUCAGAUCUAUCGACCCCCCAUUGGUGUUGACUUGAUGGCGGCUGCGAGGAAGAAGAUCGUGGUGAAGGUUGAGCUGAAAGACGACAGCCAGUGCAGGAAGGCGCUCAAAGCACUCUCUGCUCUCCGCGGCAUCCAUGUGAUUUCUGCUAACCCGAGGCAUGGGAACAUCACGGUCGUCGGCGAGGUUAACCCCGAGGAUGUCCUGGCCAGGCUGCAAAAGAAGUUGUUUCCAAACGCUCAGAUCGUCGCCGUCGGGCCCGUCAUGGAGACGAACGAAGUUACAUUCGAGUUCGUGAACCGCAUCACAAACAAUUUCUCCGAGGAGCGAAUAAUUGGUCGUGGUGGCCACGGAGUAGUUUUCAAGGGAUUACAGGACAAUGGGGAAUGCAUUGCUGUGAAGAAGUUUCAUCUCAUGCAGGGGCUUGACAACGAGGAAUUUAAAAAUGAGUUUAAUAAUCUUAUGAGGGUCCAACAUCAAAAUACCAUACGGUUAGUUGGUUACUGCCAUCAUACAGCACAAGUGCCUGUUGAGCGCAAUGGAGAACAUAUUUCUGCUAGAGUGGAAGAAAGAGCCUUAUGCUCUGAAUACUUGCCAGGAGGAAGCCUUGAUAGACAUCUUUCUAAUGAAUCAUGUGCGCUUGAUUGGCACAUAUGUUAUAACAUAAUUAAGGGAUUAUGUGAGGGUUUACAUUACCUUCAUGAAGGAUUCGGGUAUCCUAUUUACCAUCUGGGAUUAAAACCUUCAAAAAUUUUGCUGGAUAAGGACAUGAUGCCCAAAAUUGGGGGUUUUGGUUUCUCUAGACAUUCAACAGAAACCUUCAACACAUCAGAUGUUACGGGAACAAGUGUAUACAUGCCACCAGAAUACAUCAGUACACGUCAAAUUACACCAAAGUUUGAUGUAUUCAGUCUGGGCGUUAUAAUCUUGCAAAUAAUGGCAGGAAAGCAGAGCUACAUCAAAUGUGCAGAUAUUCCUCCUGAAGAAUUUAUUGAGCUUGUAUAUGAAUUAUGGGUGAAUAGGCUGCAGGCCACAAUAUCGAAGCGUACUUCACGUGAAGUUAGAACAUGCAUCCGAAUAGCUCUAAAAUGCGUGGAGUUCAAUCUGAUGAAGAGGCCUACCACAAAUGAAAUCAUACAAGAACUGAAUAAGAUUGAUAUUGUUGAGUGGUCAUUUGAGUUUUUAGAACGCAUUACAAAUGGUUUUUCUGAGCAGAACAUAGUUGGCCGUGGCGGAUAUGGAGUUAUUUACAAGGGGGUGUUAGAGAAUGGAGAAGAGAUUGCUGUUAAGAAACUUCAUCCAGUGUUGUGGAUUGAUGAUGAGCAGUUUAAGAAUGAGCUUAAUAUUCUAACGAGGGUCAAACACAAAAAUAUCGUACAGUUAGCUGGCUACUGCCACCAUACAUCACAGAUAGUUGCCGAGUACAAAGGAGAACAUGUUUCUGCUAGUGUGGUAGAAAGAGCGAUUUGUUUGGAAUACAUGCAUGGUGGAAGCCUUGCCGAUCAACUUUCUGCUGAAGCUUGCACACUUGAUUGGGACAAAUGCUACAAAAUAAUAAAAGAAAUUUGUGAGGGUUUACAUUACCUUCAUAAUGUUGAUGCUCCCAUUUUCCAUCUGGACUUAAAACCUGCAAAUGUUUUGUUGGAUAAGGAUAUGGUAGCAAAACUUUGUGAUUUUGGUUUGUCAAGAUUAUUUGAUUCGAUGCAAACCUAUAUCACAGAAUCCCAAGAUAUGAAAGGAACACGUGGAUAUAUGCCACCAGAAUACAUCAACAGACAACAAAUCAGUCCGAAGUUUGACGUAUUCAGUCUCGGGGUCAUAAUCAUACAAAUAAUGGCAGGAAAGGAUGGCUACUUCAAUUGUGCAGACACCCAUCCAAAAGUAUUUAUUAAGCAUGUAUGUGAAAACUGGCGAAUGAGGAUGGAAGCAAAUAUGCCGUCCCAUGUAUCUCAAGUGAGGACAUGCAUCAAAAUAGCAUUAAAGUGUGUGGAGGACGACCGAACCCGAAGGCCUACAAUAGCCCAGAUUGUCAAUGAACUAAGUAACAUUGGUAUUCCUAAAAGUAAACCGAUACGUCAGUGGGCAAACAAGCUGACUUCGUUGAAGACCUUCCUCACUUGAAGCAUUGGCUGUUCGUCUUAGUUGCAGCAAUUGCCAUAUUUUUGCAUGGCCUCAAUACUCGAUGUUUGCAAAUCGAUGCAUCAUAUCGACGCAUCAUAGCCAAACAGGAUUGCUUACAUCAACACACAAGUUCGUUGGCUUCAAUUAAUGUGCGCAAAUCUUCGAAGUCAUUGAGUAUGUACUUCAAGCACUGAUGUGCGUGUUCUGCUUGUAAUAUCUCGGCACCAUGAAUCUGUAAAAAUUAGUGUGUAAUGGGUACGCUGGCCAGAUGUUAUAGACGAGGGCUAAUGUGUUGGAACUCGGUCCACUCGAUCCCAUCAUAUCACGAUAAACACGUGCAUAAAAAAUCUUGUAGUCAAA